This is a messenger RNA of Diprion similis, 3597 nucleotides long. It is a transcript of the gene orb, whose product is annotated as cytoplasmic polyadenylation element-binding protein 1. Gene Ontology annotation, molecular function: ribosome binding; translation factor activity, RNA binding; mRNA 3'-UTR binding. Gene Ontology annotation, biological process: negative regulation of cytoplasmic translation. Gene Ontology annotation, cellular component: neuron projection; cytoplasm; nucleus. Lineage: Eukaryota; Metazoa; Arthropoda; Insecta; Hymenoptera; Diprionidae. The record is from RefSeq and is a predicted model, not a curated record. The transcript has 12 exons. The coding region runs from base 258 to 2399 and encodes 713 amino acids.
AAUAUAAUAUUACAAGUUUGGCUUCGACAUUUUUCUGUUUCGUUUCGUUACCGUUUUUUUUUUUUUUUUAAUUUGUCAGAAAAAGCGCUAUAAGAACUUAUAAGAACACUUUGUCUGCGUUUCUCGUCUUUUUUUUUUAUAUUGCCCAUAAACUUGAGUUAUCAAACCAGUAUUAUAUAUAAGAUACUUGGCUUGGCGUAUCUAAAAAAAAUUACCAAGUGCAAAAAGAAAAGAGUCUGCAGCCAAGCCGGCAUACGAUGCCCACCCCACUGCAACAGCUUGGACUAUCGUACGAUGCCGAAUGCGGAAGCAGUUCGGAAAGUGAGAGCCAUACUCCGAACCAUGCCCCUCACAAUCAGCAUCAUCAUCUGCAGCAACAACGCGAACGAGAGCGGGAGAGAGAAAGAGAGCGCGAACGCGAACAUCUCCAUCAACUGCAGUCAAUCAGCAGCUUACUUCUAGAUCUUCCUCCGGUGCCUUCCAGCCCCUAUCUGGCUGCUCAUGCCCGUGACGGAUCUCACGGCUCCUGUCUGCAGACUCCCAGAGGCUCUCUCUCCGACGGCGACAUGUCGAUCUCGGAUUUGUUCGGCCUUGGAUUACCUAGAGGUUCCUUGAUGGGGAGCACCGGCAACGGCGGCGGGCCCAGCGGAGCAGUGCAAACGGGAAUUGGAUCACCCGGAGGAUAUCGCGCUCAUCAACAAUACCACAAUACUUCAUCACUCCGCAACCAGUCUGCGCAACACAUUUAUCAGUAUGAAGACAGCCAUGGAUGCUACCCAACUACCCUCUCGCUUGAUAUGCCAAGCUCUCCAACUUCCGUGACCACUCCGGGCAGCCCCAGCACACCUGGCAGUGUUUAUUCCAAUCCCUACACUUACGCAACCGCUGCGAGCAGUGGCGCUGGGACAAAUCCUGCAUCGUCGAGCAGUCGUAUGCAGCUGCAACAGAUUGGUUCUCCUUCAUCUCCUAUGCACUCACAGUAUUAUGGAAGGCCAAUACGUGGUUCGCCCUCCUACAGUGACUGUGGAAGUCCAACUUUAGAAUAUACUCCCGUUAUGGGAUGUAGCGGCUCUCGUUCGAAUUCGCCGGCAGAUUCUGAAACUAGUGGUGUAAGCAGUAUGGAUGGAUCACUGUCUGACAUUAUGAAUUGCAUAUCCCUGAACCCCGGCUCUCAGCCCUGUUACCCGCAAGCAUUGAGUUCUUUGAUGUCACCUGAACCAGAUCUGUGCUCGAGUAACAGGACAGCUGCCUUACAGCGAAUGGCUGCAAAAAAGUAUUUGUCAUCACCGCGUCAACAGCAACAGCAAUCGGCUCUUAAUAAUCAUUUUUCUCAUAACCAUAUUCGUAAUCAUCAGUACAUACAAAAUCAGAACAGAAAUUAUUUGAGCUCACUUUUGAGCUCUGAAAAAAACUGCUGUCCAGUUGGUAACUCACACAUAAUGCCGAUAAGUAGCUCGUCUUCUAAUGCCUUGGACCAGCAAACAUCGCUUGAUUUGGCUGCAGGAUUUCAUCGCAUUGCUGCUUCACUUUAUGAUGCAACAUGUACCUGGAGUGGUCUGUUGCCUCAACGCACUCAGAAACCGCUUGGUUAUUCCUCAAAAGUGUUCCUAGGUGGAGUUCCGUGGGAUAUUACAGAGUCUCUGCUAAUUUCAACUUUCAAACAGUUUGGUCAAAUUCGCGUUGAGUGGCCAGGCAAAGAACCAUCCGUAUCUCAACCCAAAGGAUAUGUCUACAUCAUAUUUGAGUCUGAAAAGCAGGUCAAAGCUCUCCUGGCCUCCUGCACCCACGACUUUACAAAUGGAGGCAGUUGGUAUUAUAAGAUAUCGUCGAAACGCACAAAGGGAAAGGAGGUCCAGGUUAUUCCUUGGGUAUUGAAUGACAGCAACUAUGUGAAGUCCUCCUCUCAAAAAUUGGAUCCACAGAAAACUGUCUUUGUUGGAGCACUUCAUGGUAUGUUGACUGCAGAAGGGCUUGCUAAAAUCAUGGACGACCUCUUUGAGGAAGUGAUCUACGCAGGCAUUGACACCGAUAAAUACAAGUAUCCAAUUGGGUCUGCUAGAGUAACGUUCAGCAGUUCACGGUCUUACUUCAAAGCUAUCACUGCUGCCUUUGUAGAAAUAAAAACUGCGAAGUUUACCAAGAAGGUUCAAGUUGAUCCCUAUCUUGAGGAUUCGUUGUGUUCAGGCUGCUCAGUUCAACAGGGACCAUAUUUUUGUCGUGAAUUUGUUUGUUUCAGAUACUUCUGCCGAAGCUGUUGGCAGUGGCAGCACUCUAUGGAGUCGAUGUGGCAUCAUAAACCACGUAUGCGCAGCUCCAAGACCAAUCAGGUUGUAGGACUCACCCCAGGUGUUGGAAUAAAGAUCCCAGGUCUUCGCAAUCCGAGCAGCCCUAAUAUUUAAUAGCAAUCCCGCAACACAUAUUUAGAUCAGCUUCCAUGUUCAAUUUUAUUUACGUAUAUCCUUUCUUCACUUUUUUUCCACUCUAUGGACUAGAGUUAUUCGAACGGACAUAAUUGUGCCGAUUAUUUUCAAAAUGGUGCAAAUUCAGUUUUACUGCAGGGCUGCGGGCAGCUGGUCUGACCAAGUGACAUGGCAGACACCAGCUGAUUGGCUUAAUGAUUAGUUUGUUGAUAUUAUUGUAAUGUUCAAGCAAUCGAUAUUUGUAACGAGUAACGUUCAAGUUCCUAUCUAAAAUGCUCGAUAAUUAUCGUGCAUUUAUUUGUUGAAACGGAUAAUUUUUAUUUAGUAUGUUUAUUUAGAGACUGGUUCUCUUAUCAACAUUUUAACCGAGAGUAUCGAAAAUACGAUAUUACUAGAUUCUGUCAUAAUGAUGUUACGCCGCUGUCGUUUCAAAUGCGGGCCCUGAAAUGUUUUAGUGACAAUAUUUUUUAUAAGAUAGAAUGAUGAUCUCGUGGAUUAACGAACAACUGAUUAUUGUGAUAGUUAAUCAACUUAUUAGCGCAAUUGUUAAUUUCUCAAAUUUUUAUGAAAUCACAAAAAAUGCUGUUACGCGAUAUUAUGAUUGAUUAUUCUUUUAAUGAGACUUACAUUAAUGGACAAGCACCGUUGUUAAUUGUUCUGCUAUGCACUGAAAUACCAGAGCUAAGUUAGUUGUUGAGAUAUAGCGGCCACGUACGUAUAUAAAAUAGUAUAAAUAUGCUAUGCUAUUUCUUGUUACGGCCAAGGCCCACAAUACGUUUUUCUAAUUGCAAUAAUUUAUAAUAUUAUUGCUUUCUGUUAUAGUUUUACAUUAGAUUGUACAGUGUAGGGGUGAGAUGUAGUUACACCCACUGUAGCCAUAAAUUAUGUUGUUAAUUAGAGCCGAAACUGCUUGCCAGUGCUCAUUGGACUGUUUAAUCGUUGACGAAAUGGAAAAGUACACGGUCUACGAUUCUGGAGCGGAUUGUAGUGAAUUGAUUCAGUUUUUAUUUUUUGUUAAAUUCAUAUUAUCUUGCCUUUUUUUUUGCAAAGAGAUCUUUCAACUCAUGUUUCAAAUGUUUUGAUACGAUUUUGUUACCUAAAUGUAUUAAAUUCAUAUUUUGCAGAUAUUUAUUUAUUCCUAAUUUCCAAACUUCAUGGUAUCCUUUUCAUAAUGGUG